Syzygium oleosum is the source of this 2001-nucleotide messenger RNA. RefSeq lists its product as uncharacterized. The transcript has 3 exons. Bases 73 to 1734 code for a protein of 553 amino acids. The record is from RefSeq and is a predicted model, not a curated record. Gene Ontology annotation, biological process: regulatory ncRNA-mediated gene silencing. Lineage: Eukaryota; Viridiplantae; Streptophyta; Magnoliopsida; Myrtales; Myrtaceae.
AACUAUCGUCCUCUUCCCUUCACUCCCUCUCUCUCUCUCUCUCUCUCUCGCUCUCGCUCAGUUUGAGCUCCGAUGGCCGGUGGCCGGAACCACCCGAAAUAUCACCACAAGCCCUCCAACGCCACCUCCUCCACCGCAUCGUCCCACCGCUCCAACGCCGCCGCCGCCGCCGCCGCCGCCAAUAACAAAUCCCGGUUUGAAGCCACCUCCGUCCCUCCUCGCUCCUCCGACCCCAAACCCAGCCCCAAGACCACCGCCGCCGCCGCCAAACCCUCCCCCAGGACGGGCCCCUCCCCGAGCCCCGCCCGCCCGCGGCCCCCCGCCGGACCGAACAGCCCCGCCCCUCCCCGGGGCACCCCGCCCUCCCGCCCGCUCCCCGACCCCGCGGCCCUCGGCCCGCCCCCUCCCCCGUCCUACGGCUUCCACAUGCUGGAUCGCCGCACCAUCGUGCUCGCCGACGGCAGCGUCCGGUCCUACUUCGCGCUCCCGCCGGAUUACCAGGACUUCGCGCCGCCCCUGCCGCCGCGGCGGCGGCCGCAGGACCCCACAGCUGCCGCCGCGGGGCGGUUCUUGUCGGGAGGGCCGAGGCCGGAGUUCGGCGGGAUUCCGGGCCCUGAUGCCUUCCGGGGUGGCAGAGAGGAGUUGUUUGUUCGGGGGAGGCAGCCGCAGGAUUACUGGAACUCGCUUGGGCUGGACUCGGUCCGGCCGGGCCCCGCGGAGGGGCCCUCGAAGAGGAAGUUUGGGGGAGAAGGAGAGGAGAGAGACCGGAUAGACGAUGAGCAAGACAAGGCGAGAAAGAGGCAGCAAGUUUUGCAAUAUGGGAACCCGGACAGGCAUCCGGGUCCCGGUCCAGGUGGGUUCUUCGCUGGUCCGAGCGGAGAGGUAUUCAGGGGUUCAAAGUAUGGGAGUGCUCUUGAGAGUGUGCGCUUGAAGCAUCUAGAGGUCGAUCAGGCCAAGCUAAAGAAGGCAUUUUUGCAUUUCGUGAAGGUUAUUAAUGAGAAUGGCUAUCACAGGAGGAACUAUCUCGAAAAUGGGAAGAAUGGGUCCCUUAAAUGUGUUGCUUGUGGCAGGUCGUCUAAAGAGUUUCAAGAUGUGCAUGGUCUCAUCAUGCAUACUUACAACUCAGAAAAUGCCGACUUGUGUGUGGAUCACUUGGGCUUACACAAAGCUCUAUGUGCUUUAAUGGGUUGGAACUAUGCAAAGCCUCCCGAUAAUUCGAAGGCUUACCAAUCCUUACCUGCUGAAGAAGCAGCGGCUAACCUGGAGGAUCUGAUCAUGUGGCCGCCAAUGGUUAUCAUUCAUAAUACAAUUACUGGAAAGAGUAAAGAAGGGCGCAUGGAGGGGUUGGGAAUCAAAGCCAUGGAUAAUUAUGUCAAAGAGCUUGGAUUUAUGGGUGGCAAGUCAAAGUCCUUAUAUGGCAGAGAGGGUCAUCUAGGGAUAACCCUGAUUAAGUUUUCUGCGGACCAAUCAGGCCUUAAAGAGGCCUUGCAGCUAGCGGAACACUUUGAGAAGGACAAUCAUGGACGCAAGAGUUGGGCUCGUUUACAGCCCUUGACAUUGGGGAAGGAUGAUGAAAACAAUCCAAACCUUGUCAGGGUGGAUGUGAGGACAGGGGAGAAAAGGAGGAUUUUCUAUGGUUAUCUUGGAACAGCCUCAGAUAUGGAUAAGUUGGACUUCGACACACGGAAGAAGGUGAUAUUUGAGAGUAGGAGGGAAUGCUUAUCAUCCAGUUAGAAUUUCGCCGAUGACAACUCAAUGUGCUUGUGUCACAUAGAUCUUCUCAGCCAAAGUAUCUUGACUGUGAAUAUAACCUUUAGUGGCUGUGAGAAAUGAUGAAUACCUAUGUGUUCAAUUGCUGACGAUGCUAAGAUUAUCAAGAGGCGGACAGCCUCUGAGUAUGGUUUUUUUAUUUUGAUAUAGUAACACUAAUUUUUUAAGCAUAAAAUUUUUCCAGCUUUAAGUUGGAUCUGCUAAUAUAUCCUUAAAGGUUUGUUCUUUGAA